Messenger RNA from Symbiodinium natans, 301 nucleotides. The record is from the annotation of a GenBank genome assembly. Lineage: Eukaryota; Dinophyceae; Suessiales; Symbiodiniaceae.
GCAUCUGUGCACAUUCACUAUGGGCUGCGGUGGAAGCUGCAGCAAGAGUACACCGCCGAAGCGCACGUCUUCAUAUCACAUGCGGAAGUUGCCAAAGGUGGUCCCGGAAGGAAUGGCUCUCCAGCCCGACCGCUAUUCCCACGAUGCCUACGUGAAGAACUUGAACCGGUUCUUGAAGAAGGUGAAGAAGAAUCCGUCCACCUUCAAGAGCUACGUGGAGAUCUCUCGCCUGGAUGAGUUCGAUGCCGUUGUCGUGCGGGAGGAAGAGAGCUGCGAAGCGGUGCGCAGCCGGACUUACUGA